UGGAUUCCCACCAUGGCCUGGGCCCCUCUGCUCCUCGCGCUGCUCACUUACUGCUCAGGGGUCAGUUCGCAGCCCGUGGUGACUCAGGAGCCCUCGAUGUCGGUGACCCCAGGAGGGGCUGUCACUCUGUCCUGCAGCCUGAGCACUGGAGCCAUCACCACCAGCAACUAUCCAGGGUGGUACCAGCAGAAACCAGGCUCUGCUCCUCGGCAGCUUAUAUACAACAUUAAUAACAGACCCUCCGGGAUCCCUGCCCGGUUCUCUGGGUCCAUAUCCGGUAACAACGCUGCCCUGACCAUCACCGGUGUCCAGGCAGAGGAUGAGGCUGACUAUUACUGUGUUGUGUAUAUCGGUAGCAGUAGUAGUUGGACUCACAAGAGAAUCGGAGGGUCCCAGUCACAGACCUGUUUGCCUCAGGAAGCCGAGCGCGUCUGGAUUCCCACCAUGGCCUGGGCCCCUCUGCUCCUCACGCUGCUCACGUACUGCUCAGGGGUCAGUUCGCAGCCCGUGGUGACUCAGGAGCCCUCGAUGUCGGUGACCCCAGGAGGGGCUGUCACUCUGUCCUGCAGCCUGAGCACUGGAGCCAUCACCACCAGCAACUAUCCAGGCUGGUUCCAGCAGAAACCAGGCUCUGCUCCUCGGACACUUAUAUACAACACCAAUAGCAGACCCUCCGGGAUCCCUGCCCGGUUCUCUGGGUCCAUAUCCGGUAACAACGCUGCCCUGACCAUCACCGGUGUCCAGGCAGAGGAUGAGGCUGACUAUUACUGUGCUGUGUGGGCUAGUAGUGUGAAUCACAGUGAUCCAGCCAGAUGGGGAACUGAGACAAAAACCUCCCCUGUCUUCAUCCCCUCCAGCUGGGCUCUGCUCUGGCUCCACACCUCCGUGCGUCACACGUCACAAACCUUCCGCCUGUCUGCCAUGGAACCUCCCGCCCUUCAGCUGGGCCCGCGGCUGCUCAGCAGACUCAUCCCCCUGGGGUUUGUUCUCCCAGCCGGCAGCCGGCAGCACUGA
Messenger RNA from Malaclemys terrapin pileata, 1014 nucleotides. RefSeq lists its product as uncharacterized. Bases 13 to 1014 code for a protein of 333 amino acids. Gene Ontology annotation, biological process: immunoglobulin production; immune response. Lineage: Eukaryota; Metazoa; Chordata; Testudines; Emydidae. The record is from RefSeq and is a predicted model, not a curated record. The transcript has 5 exons.